This is a messenger RNA of Penicillium waksmanii, 687 nucleotides long. Its product is annotated as chromatin modification-related protein EAF6/MEAF6. Lineage: Eukaryota; Fungi; Ascomycota; Eurotiomycetes; Eurotiales; Aspergillaceae. Gene Ontology annotation, cellular component: NuA4 histone acetyltransferase complex. The record is from RefSeq and is a predicted model, not a curated record. The transcript is spliced from 3 exons. Bases 1 to 687 code for a protein of 228 amino acids.
AUGACCGAGGCUGCCCCUGCCCAGGCAGCGGCACCCACAACCAACGCGCCCGCGACACCGGCCAACGGCGCAACCACAGGGGCCCCGAAUGCGCCGACAGACCAAAAUGCCAAUAGUCGCGGACUUCCAUACUAUGAGAAACUGCGUCGAGAUCUCCGGGAUACAAUCAGCAAGAAGCGCUUGAUGGAUAAGAGCAUGUCCCAACUCGAAGACCAAAUCUUCCGUUUCGAGCAAUCAUACUUAGAAGAAACCACAGCCGGGAAUAUCAUCAAAGGAUUCGACAAUUAUAUCAAAGGCUCUGCAAGUGGUUCCAGUCUCGGGGCAUCAGGUCUGAGUCUAGGAUCCGGCGCAGGUGGACGUCGCAAAGCACAAGUCACAGAGUCCGACCGGGUUUUCUCCCGGAGCUCGGCCAGUUACAUGGUGGACUCACCCGGCCCAUCAUCUGUCCAAACAACCCCCUCGCACGCCGCAACCCCAACGUCCACACCCGGUCCCAAUGCACCCUCCAAUAAGAGUAACGGGGACACUGCCUCUGCGUCAGGCGUGAAGAACGUCAGCAGCGGCUCGUCGAAGAAUAAGAAGAAAUCCUCCGGAGGUUCGAAGAAUACGAAGGGGAAGAAUCAGACCGAGGAGUCUGACGAGGAUAAGCCCGCGAAACGGUUGAAGGUUAGCUAUGGGCGGGAUUAG